Messenger RNA from Xylona heveae TC161, 2119 nucleotides. RefSeq names its product SGNH hydrolase. Gene Ontology annotation, molecular function: triacylglycerol lipase activity. The record is from RefSeq and is a predicted model, not a curated record. NCBI's taxonomy places the organism in Eukaryota, Fungi, Ascomycota, Xylonomycetes, Xylonales, Xylonaceae. The coding region runs from base 423 to 1862 and encodes 479 amino acids. The transcript has a single exon. Gene Ontology annotation, biological process: triglyceride catabolic process.
AAGCUUGCAGAAAGCCACUAUCGGUUGUCGCGCCCGGGGUCAAUCGACAAAACCUUCUCAUAAUAUGCUCGCCAUCUGUCUUCAUUCGUAUUGAAGCUUGCACAUACAUCAAUUUGAAGCCAUUCUUUCCUGAAGCGUUUCAGAUACAUUGGCUCAGAAAUUUUGGGCAAUUGCGCUGUCCUAGGACACGAUGAUGCAUAUAUAACUUACAGCACUGUUGUUUUCCAGUGUCCUUUUCCCCAUCUUUUCAUAGAUACAUUCAUUCGCUUUGAAUUUUUACUCCUCCAAUUUUUCUUGAAUAUUCUUGAAUUAUGGUAUAUUUCUUAUGAUUCUCGAUCAGAUUGUGGAAUAUCCUGAACCUACACGUUCUUUUCUUCUUUUUCUUCCAAAAGUUUCAAAAUAAACCUCUCACCGAGGGCACGAUGGACGGGUUUCGGUGGUUAUAUAACCUCGCUAAGGCCUUGAUCGCCUUUCACUUAUUCGUCUCUCCCGCUACAGCCGCGCCACAAAUUCAUACUUCGACCUAUCCGCGCCAACUUCAGGGUCAGGAUAACGAUACAAAUUUUGAAGUCCUUCCAUUUAUCAAAACCUUCGCUGCAGUCGGGGACUCUUAUUCUGUAGGCAUAGGGGCUGGUAAACGCCUCGAAGGCCUGGGUGACUGGUACUGCUCUCGGUACGACCAUUCUUACCCCUACCUGAUCAAUGGCGACGGACGACUCGGGAAUGACAAGGAUCGAGAGUUUAAAUUUUUGUCCUGCUCAGGAGCAACGAUCCCUGAUAUUACGGAAACACAACUGGGAGCGCUGGAGGACGGAAGCCAACAAGUAAUCACCAUUUCUGGGGGCGGAAAUGAUGCCGGUUUUGCUCACGUACUUAACGGGUGCAUUUACCAAUGGACUUACGGGACCCAGAAAACCUGCGAUAAGAACAUUCAACAGGCCUCGGAUACGCUCAAUAGUGCUCAGUUCUCUGAAAGUAUUGACAAUCUCAUUAGUCUGGCUAAGAAGAAAUUGAGUCCGGAUGGACACAUUUACUAUACCGGCUAUCAGCAAUUCUUUGCGACAGACGAUCGCCAGUGUGACAAAGUGAGCUGGUCUUGGCUUUUGGGGCCCGAUAAGGAAUACCUGACAUUGGAAAACCGCCAAAAGCUGAACAGCUUAGUCAACCUCACCAAUUCAAAAAUAGAAGCAGCCGUGAAUCGAGCUGCGGAUUCAGUGGACUUUGUCAGCGUAGACAAGUCUUACGGGGAAGCACAUGGCCGCUUCUGUGAGGCGGAGUAUCCAGAACCGGAGCCAGACCGACCUGGGCUUCUCCUGUACGAAUCGGACACGGAAGACCCGAAAAGUAAAUAUGCAAGGUUUGCCAACAUUUUGCAACCCGAGGCAACGGGAUCUGAUCUGGUCAUGGCGGACACGUUUGAGGGACAAAUCGAAGCCUUAUACCAGUCUUAUCUUGCACAGCAACCGAACGCUACUAGCCACCCAAAGAUUGGCCUACCACCUGGUUCUCUAAUAAAUAUGACGACGAAUAUCAAAUUCUCACUACCAUCUAAUUUGGCGACAACUGUCACUGUAUCCAGAAAGAGCGCUUCCCAUUCAAACGACACAAUCGCGAAGAAUGUUACUCAGCCAACCAACAGUGCAGACUUUGUCGAGAUCCUGCAACACUUCAAUGCCACGACUGACCAGAAAAAUCGUCUGUACUUGAGCGCUUUUCUUCCCGACUGUCUCAAGAGGAUCUUCCACCCACGGCCGAGAGGCCAUCAGAUGAUGGCUGACGCCGUAAUUUACCACAUGACUGUGCGCAAUGCUAACAAGCUCAAAGAGCCUGUUUCUACAGAGAAUGUCCCGGUCAGAACAUGAGCUAUAGUAUGGGCAAUAUAAUGCGUCCAAUAGAUCUCUAAGUGUAUCAUAUCAAAUCUCUAUUCAGUAGACUUGUGAUCCAUGUAGCAACAGGGAGUUAUACAUUCGAAGGGUUACAGUUAUUACCAUUCUGCAAAUUACUAUGCUGAAUUGUGGAAUGAAAUUUAAAAAGCAUUUCUUUUGACAGGAAUUAUAUCGAUCUAUUGCGAACAAUACAUUAAUCUUGUACGGAGAUAGUGGUCAACAUGACAGCGGAG